Molecule: messenger RNA, 4159 nt
Organism: Coregonus clupeaformis (lake whitefish)
Lineage: Eukaryota; Metazoa; Chordata; Actinopteri; Salmoniformes; Salmonidae
Product: zinc finger protein 391
Exons: 2
Coding region: 108-1493 (461 amino acids)
Source: RefSeq, a predicted model, not a curated record
UGCAAAAUGUGAUAGGCUCGUGCAUGGCCAAAACUAAGGUGAAAGGUUACCAAAACGUCGACAAACACGCUAGCUAGCUAGCCGCGUAGGCUACUUGGUUCUCUAAAAUGGCAAAAAUACAGUUGUUGAGAGUUUUUCUCAACCAGCGUUUAACAGCAGCUGCUGAGGAGAUAUUUGGGGCUGUUGCGAAAACGAUAGCAGAGUAUCAGGAAGAAGUUUAUCGUUCAAAAGAGGAGAACGGCCGUCUACAGAGGCAGCUUGAUAUCGUUCUCAAACCACCAGAGAUACAAUUACAUAGGACAGACCUCCAGCAGCUCUCUCUCACUGUCUUCGAAGAGGAGGUUCCCCCUGAACAGCAACACUGUGAGCAGGAGUGGAGCCCCAGUCUGGGGCAAGAAGACCCAGAGCCCACACAGAUUAAAGAAGAACAACAGGAGCAACACAGGACCAGUCAGGAGGAAGAGUUUCAUAAUGACUUCUUCAUAAUUAGCUCAAAUGACUGUGUGAAAAGUGACUAUGAUCAGGAAGAUGACUCAUGUCAGCCCUCACAUCUUUACCAAACCCAAAGUGAGGAAUAUGGACAGGGAGCCUCUCUACCUAGCACCUCAUUGGAACAGAUCAAAGCUGAACCUGAUGGAGAGGGCUACAGAGUAUUAGAACUAAGGAGUGACUCUCAGCCCCUCUCUGCAGUAAAUCCAGACUGUUCUCCAACCCCAAGUGAAUACAGGGAAGGUGUCAAUGAAGAGGAAAAAGAACCUCGGAUUAGGUUUAAAGCACUCAAAUCAAAGAAAGCACAGAAAAUAACAAGCCAAAGCUCUGGUAUCUGGAAAAAAGGAAGGAAAUCCACAGAGUCAUCCCAUCUGAACCCACACAGUCAACGCCUUACUGCUCCCUGUUGGUGUGGUGUGUGUGGAAAUAAAUGUUACUCUGUGAGUUUUUUAAUAAAACAUACACGAGAACACACAGAGGAUAUAGGCCUAGAUUGCCUUUGCGGUGUCUGUGGAAAACACUUUGAGUCCAAAGAAAUUCUGAUAGACCAUCUUCAAACUCACAUGAAAAAUCUUUUUUGUCACUUAUGUGGUCAAUGUUUCAACUGGACUAGUAAUCUGAAAAGACAUAUGAUGAUUCACACAGGGGAAAGACCCCAUCGGUGCAGUGACUGUGGCAAAGGCUUCAGGUCGAGUGAUUGUCUGACAAAGCAUAGGAGGAUUCACACAGGGGACAAACCGUUUCCUUGCCCGGUUUGCCACCGUGGUUUUAACAGACGAGAUAACCUGAAAGUGCAUAUGAGAGUUCACACAGGGGAGAGACCGUAUAUGUGUUCUGAAUGCUAUAAAUGUUUUGCCACGUUAACUUCCCUGAAUAAGCACCAGACAAUGCACAAUGAGGAACGACCGUAUGUGUGCACUGAUUGCGGUACGCGCUUCAAAGCGCUUGAAUCCCAAAGAAGGCACAUGAAGAGUGUUCACAACAAGAAGGAGAAUACAACAUGACAGUGCCUUGUAUGGGUUACGGUAUCAGAUAGAAGAUUGAGGCACAUUCUAACCAAAUUGUAACUGCCAUUGGACAGGAGAACAGCCCUUCAGGACAGAUGCAUUGCAUUAUGGAAUCAGCGCAGUAGUUACCAUUACUUGUUAGUUACCAUUAGCCGUUAGUUCGUUUACCAACCGCAUAUAGUAGACAUCAGAGGUUAUUUAUGUGCUUGUGUUUUAUAAAGCGGCGCAUUCUGUAACUUGUUGACAGCCGAACUUACUAAAUCUACCGUGGGACGCAUUUAAUUGACUGGUAGGCUGGAUCCGGCCUAACCCAAAUCCAGGCCUGUGCAAACCCAACCACAGAACUGAUCUGUAUAGAUUAGAUCUAAUGUUGACCUGUUAUGAUGGGAAUGAAAAUAAUCUUCUCCACGUUCUGUAUAAAGUUUGCAUUUUUGUUCUCAAUCUCAACUAGUCAGUCAUUUGUGUGCUAUUCUGCUUUUCUCCAUUCGAAUUGGUGAUUAUUGAGAGACUUCCAUGGUAUGUUUGGCCUUUGACUGUGAUGCUGCAGACUGAAUCUACGCUAUUAUCUGCAAGGUUCUGAACAUUUUACAUGACUGUAUACACCCUAGGACAUUCUUCAAAAAGGACUCGGCAUGAAUUCAAAAUGAGAAGCAAUAGAAUUUCAACCAAUCAUGUAUUUUUUAUUGGAUAUCUAUUAACAAGAAUUACACUGACAACUUCGUGCUGUUCAAAACAAGAAGUUUCACAUAAUGCUGCAUUCUCGCCUGCAGCUCAGCGUAAAAUACAUAAAUUGGCUGAAAAAUAUGACUAUACAGUAUAUCACAUAUAUCCUAUAACAUUUGCAAGAGAUUCGAGAUUCUGAUACGGUGGUGCUGUUCCAGGUAUUCUGUUUUUUCAAUGGGGAUGCACAUCUCGGAAGAUAAAAACACAUGGCUUUAUGAGAUCUGAUCAUCUGCGCAACAUGACUGCAAUAAACACGACCUGGAACGGACCCAUUUUCCACACUAACUUCACCUCCCUGAGCAUGACAAAGUUGUCAGGAAUUGCUUGGCUCAUUACACUUUCACACAAAGACAAACAGAAACAACAAUAACAGACAAUGAUAAAUAAACAACAAAAAACUAUGAACAAAGAUUGUGUUUAUAUCAACCCCUGCAAAAACAACUUGCAAUCUGUCAUCUCUGUACUGCAGCUCAACCUAUCGCAUCUCCAGAUAUUCCACAUUUGAUCCUCAACUAUCUUUUCCUGCCUCCCUCCCUCCUUCCUGUCUUUCCUUCCUUGAUCCUCUUUUCCCGUUCCCUUCCCUAGAUCUCCUCUCCCCUUCUCCCCCGCUAGUCCCAGACCCUUUUGGAGUUGUGCGCUGUCGACUCUGGAUCAGGUAGAAGUAGUCUUCGUGUGGGCUUAUGGGGCUGGUCACGGGAGGCGUAUGGCUAGGGGGCUGAUGCCUCUGUGCUCCCCGAUGAGGAGACACCGGUCUUGGUUGAGGAUCUCUCUGUGCUCCCAUGUGAGGUGUGGCUGUCUGGAUCCUCCAGCUGGGUUAGGAGAGGAGGGUCUGGAGUGGGGCUGCCUAGGGGAAUCCCGGUGAGGGGAUGAGGGUCCAGAGAUAUGGUCUUCCUUGGGGACCAAGUUGAGGUUGAGGAUAGGGUUCUUCCUGGGGUUAGGCUCAGAGUGACCACCAGAGCCUCUCCUGGGGGUCCCAAAUCGAGGAAUAUUUCUGGUAAGGAGCAUGGCAGUUGGUUGUCGGCCUUGCGUCCUUGAGUGACAGAAACUGAAAACUAAUUGUGAUGUGAAUUCUAUUGCAUUCUUAGUUCUAUAAUUGCAUUCUGUAACUGCCUUUAUGAGUUCCCAAAUGAGUAAUUACAAAUGAGUAAUCAACACAGUCUUGUUGGGUGACGUUUUACUUGUUGACCCCAAUACUGACAUACUGUAUGACCACACUCUUCUAUCAAGCAGACUGUCGCCAACAUCACGCAUGAGCUUACCUGUUGUGGAGUGAAGCACAAGGACAAUCUCAAUGUUACCUUUAGGGAGAAAAUAUCACAGUUAUUGUCAUUAAAAAACAAUACAGACAACAAUACAGCUAUUCUUUCAGAGUUCAAGCGUUGAGUAAAGCAAGCAUGGAAUAAACGGAUUUAAUCAUGCUUUAAAAUACAAGCGCCUGAUGGUAGGAAUGUAUAAGAAGCCAAGUGAACAAAUGAACAUGCAUCCAUAAUCAAUAGACAUCUGUUUAUCAAAAUGAGAAUGAAAAUAUAAUGAAAAUGAAAUAUAAGAAAACAUGAAUAUAUUUUCUUGAGCUCAGCUGUUGCGUAGUGACUUGCCUACCUACCACACAUAUGAAUACCUCUGUAUUUGUUUUCCUUUUUGUUUCAAAUGUGUAUGUUUUUCCUUUAUGUGAUGUUAUCCCACAAAAGCAAUAAACAUUUCAAGUGAAUAUAUUUACUUGAGCUGGGGGAUCCUGUAUGGUCUUGUAGUCAGAGCCAGGGCUGAAGGAGGCUGAUCUUGGUGGAUCUCUCUGGGAGUCUGCUGGUUCAGGAAUGGCCUGUGUGGGAGAAUCUGGUCUAGAGUAGGCCUUCCUAAGUGUGAGUGGAGUCCCUUCAGUCAGGAUGAUCUUUUAUUUUUGGGGGGAAUUUUAUGGGGUGUGGAACACCACGGUGGCACAUCUG